This is a messenger RNA of Danio aesculapii, 1713 nucleotides long. It is a transcript of the gene gramd2aa, whose product is annotated as GRAM domain containing 2Aa. The transcript is spliced from 12 exons. The record is from RefSeq and is a predicted model, not a curated record. Bases 146 to 1144 code for a protein of 332 amino acids. Gene Ontology annotation, cellular component: endoplasmic reticulum membrane; extrinsic component of cytoplasmic side of plasma membrane; organelle membrane contact site. Gene Ontology annotation, biological process: regulation of store-operated calcium entry. Gene Ontology annotation, molecular function: phosphatidylinositol-4,5-bisphosphate binding. Lineage: Eukaryota; Metazoa; Chordata; Actinopteri; Cypriniformes; Danionidae.
CUGACGCUUCAACCCUCAUAAGACAUGACACCAUAACGCUCACUGUCACACCGAUGACCCUUUACAUUCAUAAACAAGCACCCUGUGCACAAGGACUGUUAUAACGCCGGUAAUAAUGCCGCUGUUUUUACACUGACUCACCUCUAUGGGACACGUCGAGCGAGGCUUUGGAUAUUUCCUGUCAGGCAGGCCUAAGAGCAUGAGUGAUCAUCAGGAUCAGGCUGAAGAUGUCGGGCUCCUGACGCCUCAUGAUCAGUCAGAGCCUUCGAAGGACGAUGACAUGCAUUUCAGGGUGCAUCUAAUAGAUGAUCUGUCAUAUGAGGACGUCAAGAAAUGCUACCGUGGAUCUACCGUCAGCAAGUACAAUGCGCAGUACCACAAGCUCUUCCAGAGCGUGCCCAAAGAAGAGCUCCUGAUGAAAGUGUACUCAUGCGCCCUGCUCAGAGACAUCCUCCUGCAAGGCCGACUCUACAUCUCUCGAAACUGGCUGUGUUUCUACGCAAACCUCUUUGGUAAAGACAUCAAGGUGGCCAUUCCUGUUGCGUCGGUUCGGUUGGUGAAGAAACAUAAGACAGCAGGUCUGGUUCCUAAUGGCUUGGCUAUCACCACAGACAGCAGUCAAAAGUACGUCUUUGUGUCUCUAUUGUCCAGAGAUAGCGUAUAUGAUGUGUUAAGACGCAUCUGCACACAUCUACAGGUCAAUGGGAAGAAGAUUCUCAGCCUCAAGCAGUACAUGGAGGAGCCCAACUCUUUAUCUCUGGAUGAGUUCCCCGUCCCUGAAGUUUUCCCCGUACCAGAUGAGUUUCCUCCAGUGCUGAAGUGGAGGAGGAAGCCGUCAGUGGUGUCUGUGGCUUCAUCUUUACCUGACUUACUGGGAAACUCAGCCAGCAGCUUGAGUGCCGUAGACGCCCCAUUCCAGACAGACAAACCUCUGGAGGAUCAAGUUCUGGAAAGCAAGAAGAUCCUCUUGACAGAGACGAUACCUGAACUGGGCCAGAUGGAGUACCAGCUCCUCAAAUUCUUCAUCCUGCUCAUUAUCCUGCUCAUCCUGUCAUCAUGUUACCUGGCCUUUCGUGUCUGCAGCCUGGAGCAGCAGCUCUCCUUCCUCAGCAACAACCCUGCGCUGACUCUCAGAGAGAGGUAACUACUGAUGGUCACUGCUGCACUUCACAGGACGCUCACUAAAUCUCUGUUUGUGACCACCUUGCAACUAUGCAAAGAAACUCUCUUAUGUAUUAAUGCAAAGCCUUGCAUUGUGUUAGCAAUGAAGGAAAGACUGAAAGUGUUACUGGACCUAAAAAAGAAAGGACUCGACUGGCCUGCACAGUGUAUUACAGCGGUAAGGGUAAUGCACAAGAAAAUGUUUUUUACUUUUCCCCUAACAAGGGCAAAUGUAUCAAGCGCUCUCCAUCCCAUCGGUCGAAUUACUUUCCGUAGGUUAUGAAUCUCUUGAACAUGUAUAGCUCAGGAUCUAAUAUUGUAAAUUAAGAUUAUUUUAUUUAUUCAUAUGCAAGUCUCUUGCCAUGUCCUAGCUCUUCCAGUAGGAUUUAGCAUCCUCUAUAUAUCUAAUGUGUCUGCGUAUGGUGUGAUCAGGUUUUACUAUGCGUUCACAGCUUAAUCGGCUCAGGUCCGUGACCUGGGCAGAAUGUGUAUGGCAUAAUGAAUGUUUACUCAAGCAAAUCUUGAAGCUGUAGAACUCAUGGACAAUAAAUG